Messenger RNA from Schistosoma margrebowiei, 3460 nucleotides. The record is from the annotation of a GenBank genome assembly. Lineage: Eukaryota; Metazoa; Platyhelminthes; Trematoda; Strigeidida; Schistosomatidae.
AUGACUGAUCGUCAUCAUCAUCAAUAUAAUAAUAAUAAUAAUAAUAAUAAUAAUAAUAAUAAUAAUGAAAAACAUUCAGUUAUAGAUGGUAAUUGUACAAAAGAGGAUUGUAUAGCAUUUAGUAAUAUAAAAGUAAAUCGUACAUCUAAUACAAGUAUUUUUAUUGAUAAUGAACAUAAUAAAACUAGUCAAAAUUCAUUUCAUUUAUGGAAUUCACAUAAAUAUAAACAUGUAGACAAUUGGAGACCACGUAAUAAAUGGGAAUUUUGUUUUAUAUUUGCAGUGAUAAUUGUUGUAAUUUUAUUGAUUAUAUUUAUUAGUUUAUGGGGAGCUCAAUUAAUUGUUAAUCAAUAUAACCCUUGUUUAGAACCUACAUGUAUCAAAGUUGCUUCAGAAAUUCUUAGCAAUAUGGAUACAAGUGUAUCACCUUGUGAUGAUUUCUUUGCAUAUUCCUGCAAUGGGUGGAUAAAGCAGAAUUAUAUACCACAAGGUCAUAAUUCUUGGUCUGUAAUGCGUAAACUAUCCAAAUAUGACGAACAUUUUACCAAAGAACUACUUGAAAAUCGUUCGCAUACAGACAAUAGUCGUGGUUUCACUUUGGCACAAAUAUACUAUAAUUCAUGUAUGAAUGAAUCUCUUAUUGAAAGUCGAAGAUUGACACCUCUUUAUGAUUAUAUUAAAAAAAUAUUUAAUGGUUGGUUAUUACUGCCGUCUGGGAAUCCAGCAGCCGGGGAAACAAAUGCUGAUCGUUUUCGUCCUGGCACAUUUGAUUUAACAGAUAUGUAUUUACCUCUGUUGAAGUAUUUAGGUGCAACACCGUUAUGCCGUAUUUUAGUUGGACAAGAUCAGAUGAACUCCUCUCGAUUUGUAAUAGAUCUUACAGAAGGAUAUCUUAGUUUACAAAGAGAAUAUUAUGUGAACGAUUCGUAUCCAGCUUAUUCAAAAAAAACUGAAGCAUUUCGUCGAUUUAUGCGGAAUUAUUCCCUCUUGUUGGGAGUGCCAAAGUCGUCGUUACAUGAAGUAGAUAAAAUUUAUGAAUUCGAAAAACAGAUUGCAUUGAGAACUGAAGACCGUAGUGAAAGAGACCCGGAGAAAAACUACGAACUUAUCACUUUACAAAAUUUGUCUUCUAUUUGUCCUGUGCUUAAUUGGACGAAAUUAUUUGACUAUAUAUAUGCACCACUAAACUUCAAGCUUUCUCAAGAUCAAGUGAUUGCAUUACAUGAUCGUACAUUCUUCAGAGAACGAUGUGCUUUAUAUGAAGAAUAUUUGAAAACAGCGGACGGUAUUCGAACUUUACACAAUACUGCUGUAUGGAAUUUUAUGUGGAGAACAGUCCCACGUAUGCCAAAAGAAGUUAAUGAAAUGUUGGAAGAAUACAGAGAAGCAGAACUAGGAUUGAAAGUUGAUCCAGAUCGCUGGCAGAUAUGCGUUAACGAAGUACAAGUUCCAUUCGGAAUGGUAAUUGGUAGACAUUUUGUCCACGAAAGAUUUAAUCAGAAAAGUAAGGAAGCGGCUACAGAAAUGAUAACUGAAAUUAAGACAGCAUUUAAAGAGAAUUUCGCUAGUGUCGAAUGGAUGCAAGAAGCGGAUAAACUUAAAGCAAUUGAAAAGGUAGAUUCAAUGAAAGCAUCAGUUGGUUAUCCACAAAAUAUUGAUAAUAUAACAGAAGAAAAUAAGGCGUUUUCAUAUUUUGUUGAUUUGAAUGAAUCAACUUAUUUUGAAAAUGCAUUAUAUUGUUCUGAAGCAUUAUUUCUUGAUAUUCUACGAGAACUGAUAAUUCAGGAUCCAGAUAGAUGGUCUUUACCAGUUCAUAUUGUAAAUGCAUUUUAUAAAGAAAAUUCAAAUCACAUCUUUUUUCCUGCUGGUAUACUUCAAAGUCCAUUAUAUCAUCAUGAACAACCGUUAUCAUUAAAUUUUGGUGGAAUUGGUAUGGUUGUUGGACAUGAAAUAACUCAUGCUUUUGAUCAACAUGGUGCUAAAUUCGAUGCUAAAGGAAAUAUGCGAGACUGGUGGAGUGCAGAAACAUUGUCAGCUUUCGAAAAAAAUUCACAAUGUAUGAUUGAUCAGUAUAGUAAUUAUUCAAUUCUUAAUACAAGUCUUAAUGGAAAAAUGACAUUAGGUGAAAACAUCGCUGAUAACGGAGGUCUUAAAGCAGCCUAUAAAGCAUUUAAAAAGUUGGAAGCCAAAUAUUCCGACAAACCUAUAUUGCCUGGUUUAAAAUUCACUCCAGAUCAGUUAUUUUUCAUUGGAUUUGCCCAGUUAUGGUGCAUUAAAAGCCUCCCUCAAUCAAUUCUUAAUACUGUGCUUUUUGAUGUUCAUACAGUGGAGCAGUACAGAGUAAUUGGUACUAUAACAAAUUCAAAUGAAUUUGCUAAAGUUUUCAAUUGUCCUGCAGGAUCACCAAUGAAUCCUGUAAAGAAAUGUCAUGUUUGGUAAAUAUUAUUACAUAUUAUAAUUUUAAACAAAACGUCAUGUUUCUUUCUUAUUAUUUCAUCUCAUUCCCAUUUUGGAUCAUUUGGGCAAUUUCACAUAAACAAUUCUUCAUCAGUAUUAUCACUAUCGUCUUUGUUGUUGAAAUGAUCUUUAUUGUUAUCAUUAUUAUUAUUCUUAUUAUUAUUAUUCGUACAAAUUUUUAUGCAAAUAAAUGAAACGUGAUUAAGCUCAAUUCCAAUACUUGAUAAUUAAUGUCUUUUAAUGAUGUCAAUAUAUUCCUAAAUAGAUGAAUGUGCUUGUGCAUGUUUGUUUAAUGUUUUUAUUAAGGGAAAAUAUAAACUUUCAAUCUAAAUGUAUUCAUAUGAUGAUAUACUCUUAUAUGUGUAAAUGUUAAUUUGCUUAUUUGUAUGGAAUAUAUACAUAUAUCUGUAUGUGUAUGUGUAAAUUCAUUUACAUUCAUACAUGAUGAUCUUUAUCAAUCAACAAUUCCUAUCAAAUUAAUGAACAUUGAAUUUGUGAUCUUACAUAAUCGUUUGUAAUUUUCAAGAUUUUUCAUUAUGGUCUAUAAUCAGAUUAGUAGUGGAUAUAAUUUUUAUUCCUUUUUUUUCUUUCUUUCUUUCUUUUUUUCGUUAGUUCUUGUUUCAGCCUUUUUUUUCUUCUAAUUAUAUGAUGAAACUAAACUAAAAUCAUAAUCAUUCGCUUCAAUUAUAUUUCUUUUGUGCUUUUUUUUUGUAUUCUUCUGUGAAUAUUUUGUGCCUGACCUUGGAAUGAAUAAAGAGGGGGAACAAAAGAGAAAAACAUAGUAAAACGAUCUAUUUUAGUAAAGUUCUUAUCAUUUACACAUUAAGAAAAUCUAAUAUUUGUAUUACAGUAUAUUCAACAUGUUUGUUUUAUUUUUUUGUUUUUAAUUUAUUUUAUUGUCCAAGCAUAAAAUGUGUUUUUUUUUUGUUAAAAAGGAAUAAUGCAAUGGCAUAUAUAUGUGGUCCAAUUUUCUUUUCAAUGAUGAAUAAUGUAUUUAAUAAUU